GCAUGUGUCGCGCGUGAAUUCCCACACAUCAACAGGUCUCAUGAGGGCUAAACAGCUCCCCCCUUAACUUAGGGCGCCCCUCCCCGAGAAAAUCGGUCUCUGCCCCCUCUCUUAAUGCAUCGGCAUGCGGUCUUUGAGUCCGAAAACGUCAAACAGUUACUCGCCGACUCUCAACAUUGAUCCUCCAAAUAUUCUGCGCUAGAGUCUCUAGAUCAAACGCUUGUCAAUUUAUAAUUACAAAUAAAAAUUAUAAAUUAUAAAUAAAAAUUGUAAAAUAUAUUUGUGAGUGUCGUGCAAAUUUGUGCUAAUUAACCAGUGAUUAAAUGGUGGAUUACUGCAAAUACAAAAUGUCAGGCAGUGAUGAAGAAUUUGAUAAUCAACCACAAUCCGGAAUGUCCAAAGCUGAAUUACGCCGGAGUAAUAAACCGAUUAUGGAGAAAAGAAGAAGGGCUAGAAUUAAUCAAUGCUUGGAUGAAUUAAAGAGCCUAAUUUUGGAAGCGAUGAAAAAAGACCCAUCGCGCCACUCCAAGCUGGAAAAAGCGGACAUCCUGGAGAUGACAGUGAAGCACUUGCAAUCCGUCCAGCGACAACAAUUAAGCGCAGCAGUGGCCACAGACCCAGCAGUGCUGACCAAAUUCCGUACAGGAUUUUCCGAGUGCGCUGGAGAAGUAACGCGUUACGUAAACCACCUGGAGAACGUGGACUCGUCGGUAAAGCAGCGACUAGUCUCGCACCUGAACAACUGCGUGAACAAUCUCCAACAGAUGGCGCCGUUCUACGGUCACUAUGUCCCCUACAUGCCUGAGCGGCUGUUCCCGGACGUGAAAGUCGGGUUCCAGGGUGACUUCCACAGCGGAGACGAGAACAACAACGCCAGUGCGCGGAUCCAGAUCCCCAGCGGGGUCCAGCUGAUCCCCAGCAGGCUGCCCACUGGAGAGCUGGCCCUUUUGGUGCCCCAAUCCGCUGGAAUUUCAGCAAACUUCCCGUUUUUCCCUCCAGCUAAUCAGGAGCAGCCGAGAAUCAGGAACAGCUCCGCUUUUACUCCAGUCCAGCGGUCCCACAGCCCGCUGCUCAGUCCCUCGACCUCCACCUCCAGUUUCGGCGAAGACCAGACUCCAGAGGCCAGGCAUACCGAGUCUCCAGGCAGGUUUAAAGUCCCUGACCAGAGCUCCAAGAGCUUUUCCUCUCCCGAGACACAAAAGGCCCAGAUCUCUUCCUCCAGCGACAAGCCUUCCGCCUUUGUUAAUCCCAAGCUCCUGGAAGAAGACUCCAGGGUCCGACAGCCUUUGUCUGUAAUUACUGAUAAGACCUACAACAACAGGAGCGCCAAUGGCCAGCGGAAGGAUCUCAAGAGGCACAACUCCGACGGGCUGCUUGUUAUUGCCGAGAAAAGGCCUAAAUAUGCUGAAGCUUCCUCUUCUUUACAUCCUAUUAGGGAGUAUGCACACUCUGUUGAAGAUCUUGCGGCACCUAUCAAGGCUAAUAAGAGCGGUAAUGCUAGAAAUUCUCCUGCUGCCCAUUCUGCCCAUGCUGCCCAGGGUAAUGGUGAUAUGUGGAGGCCUUGGUGAUCUUUAAUUAGAGUGUAAGUGGUAAAAAAAUUAUCCUGCUGCCCAUUCUGCCCAGGCUAAGGAUCUCUAAUUAGAGCGGAAAUACUGGAAAGACUCCUGCUACUCAUGAUACACACUAUAAAUUCUUUUGCUGCCCAUUCUGCCUAUGCUGCACAAAAUAAUGGCGAUAUACGAAAGCUCUGGUGAUAUUUAAUAAGAUCGUAAGUGGUAGAACAUUCUAUUGCUGACCAUUCUGUCCACGCUGCCCAGGAUAAUGGUAAUAAUAUGUAACAAAAGCGUCAGUGUUAAAAAUCUUUGUGCUGACCAUUACUGCCUAUUCUAUCUACGCUGCCCAAGUUAAUUUCCUGCUGCCCAUCUUAAUGGUGAUAUAUAGAAGCUCUGAAGAUACUUAGAAAGAGCGUCAGUGUAAAAAAUUCGUACGCUGCCCAUUUCUGCCCAUUAAAAAUCUCCUGCUGUCCAUUUUGUCUACGCUGCUCAGGAUAAUGAUCUCUAAUAUGAGCGUGAGCGCUAAAAAUAAAUAUUCUGCUGCCCAUUCCGCUCACGCUGCCCAGGCUAAUAUUGACAUAUUAAGGCCCUGGUAACCUUGCACAGAUUUUUGGCCAUCUUUUUUUGAAAAUUCCUGGAUUAAGAUGGGCAGCAAGUGCCAAGUUUAGACAGGGGUUGUGAUUGUUGUAAUCUAUUUUUAUUUGGGAUUUUAUUUUGAUAAAAUAAUUGAAUUUUCUUGGCCAGGGUUGCAA
This is a messenger RNA of Cotesia glomerata, 2305 nucleotides long. It is a transcript of the gene dpn, whose product is annotated as transcription factor HES-1-A-like. Gene Ontology annotation, molecular function: RNA polymerase II cis-regulatory region sequence-specific DNA binding; DNA-binding transcription factor activity, RNA polymerase II-specific; protein dimerization activity. Gene Ontology annotation, biological process: regulation of neurogenesis; anterior/posterior pattern specification; regulation of transcription by RNA polymerase II. The record is from RefSeq and is a predicted model, not a curated record. Lineage: Eukaryota; Metazoa; Arthropoda; Insecta; Hymenoptera; Braconidae. Gene Ontology annotation, cellular component: nucleus. The coding region runs from base 324 to 1568 and encodes 414 amino acids. The transcript has 3 exons.